Sinocyclocheilus grahami is the source of this 7015-nucleotide messenger RNA. RefSeq names its product plexin A3. The coding region runs from base 196 to 4167 and encodes 1323 amino acids. Lineage: Eukaryota; Metazoa; Chordata; Actinopteri; Cypriniformes; Cyprinidae. The record is from RefSeq and is a predicted model, not a curated record. Gene Ontology annotation, cellular component: plasma membrane; semaphorin receptor complex. The transcript has 28 exons. Gene Ontology annotation, molecular function: semaphorin receptor activity. Gene Ontology annotation, biological process: regulation of cell migration; semaphorin-plexin signaling pathway.
AGUCGUCUGUCUGUGGAGAGCUGUUCUCAGCACAGCAGCUGUGAGACGUGUCUGGGCUCAGGGGAUCCUCACUGCGGCUGGUGUGUCCUGCAUAACAAGUGCUCCAGAAAGGAAGCCUGCGAGAAGUGGGCCGAGCCGCUUCACUUCAGUACGGAGCUGAAACAGUGUGUCGACAUCACUGUCACUCCUGAUAACAUGUCUGUGACCUCCGCUUCCACACAGCUGAGUGUGAAGGUAGCUAACGUCCCAAACCUCUCCAUGGGCGUGACGUGUGUGUUUGAGGAGCUAACGGAGAGUCCAGGAGAAGUUCUGGCCAAAGGACAAAUCCUCUGCAUGUCCCCAUCGCUGCGAGACGUCCCAUCUGUCACCCAGGGAUAUGGCGAUAAACGGGUUGUGAAGCUCUCUCUGAAGUCCAAAGAGACGGGUCUCAAAUUCAUCACCACUGAUUUCAUCUACUACAACUGCAGCGUCUUGCAAUCGUGUUCAUCGUGUGUUAGCAGCCCUUUCCCCUGCAACUGGUGUAAAUAUCGCCACAUCUGCACUAAUAACGUAGCCGAGUGCUCUUUCCAGGAAGGUCGAGUGAGCAGCGCAGAGGGUUGCCCGCAGAUUCUGCCUAGCAGCGACAUCCUGGUACCGGCGGGGAUCGUUCGGCCAAUCACGUUGCGAGCUCGAAACUUGCCCCAGCCUCAGUCGGGACAAAAGAACUAUGAGUGUGUCUUUAAAAUCCAGGGCAAAGUCCAGCGUAUUCCCGCGGUCCGUUUUAACAGCUCCUGCAUCCAGUGCCAGAACACUUCGUACUGGUAUGAAGGGAAUGAGAUGGGAGACCUGCCUGUGGAUUUCUCCAUCGUAUGGGACGGUGACUUUCCCAUCGACAAGCCAUCAUCCAUGCGAGCUCUCCUGUAUAAGUGUGAAGCUCAGAGGGACAGCUGUGGACUCUGUCUGAAGGCAGACAGCAUGUUUGAGUGUGGCUGGUGUUUGGCCGAUAAGAAGUGUCUCCUGAAGCAACACUGUCCAUCACCCGAACACAACUGGAUGCAUCAGGGACGGCGCAACGUACGCUGCAGCCAUCCCCGAAUCACUAAGAUCCGUCCACUGACGGGGCCGAAGGAGGGUGGCACACGCGUGACCAUCGAAGGAGAGAAUCUGGGGCUGCAGGUUCGAGAGAUCACUCAUGUGCGUGUGGCGGGGGUUCGCUGCAACCCUGCUGCUUCUGAAUACAUCAGCGCUGAGAGGAUCGUGUGUGAUAUGGAGGAAUCUCUGAUGUCGAGUCCCCCUGGUGGUCCGGUGGAGCUGUGUAUCGGAGACUGCAGUGCAGAGUAUCGAACCCAGUCGUCUCAGACAUACUCUUUUGUGACUCCGAGUUUCAGCCGGGUGCGGCCGGAGAAAGGACCCGUGUCCGGCGGGACCAGACUGACUAUCUCAGGCCGACAUCUGGAUGCCGGGAGCACCGUGACCGUGUUUUUGGCCCAGGAAGAGUGUCUGUUUGUCAGGAGAACGGUGCGUGAGAUAGUGUGCAUGACACCACCAUCAGCAUCAGGCUCUGGAGCUUCAUCCGUCAAGCUCUUCAUUGACAAGGCCGAGGUCACCAGCGAUACACGAUACAUUUACACUGAAGAUCCAACCGUUUCCAGCGUAGAACCCAACUGGAGCAUCAUUAAUGGCAGCACCACCCUCACGGUCACAGGAACCAAUCUGCUAACCAUUCAGGAACCCAAAGUCCGAGCCAAAUAUGGAGGAGUGGAGACCACAAACGUUUGUGCGGUGGUGAAUGACUCCGUGAUGACGUGCUUGGCUCCGGGCAUCAUCUACACCAAACGCCAGGUUCCAGAUUGUGGAGUUCACCCGGAUGAGUUUGGCUUCAUCCUGGACCAUGUGUCCGCUCUCCUCAUCCUCAAUGGAACUCCUUUCACAUACUAUCCAAACCCCACCUUUGAUCCCCUUGGGAAUGCUGGGAUUCUGGAGGUCAAACCAGGAUCACCCAUCAUCUUGAAGGGCAAGAAUCUCAUCCCUCCUGCUCCUGGCAACGCCCGCCUGAAUUACAGCGUGAUGAUUGGAGAAACGCCCUGUCUGUUAACCGUCUCGGAAUCUCAGCUGCUCUGUGAUUCGCCGGAUCUGACCGGAGAACAGCGAGUGAUGAUUCUCGUGGGCGGCUUGGAAUAUUCUCCUGGAACGCUUCACAUCUAUUCCGACAGCACUCUUACGCUGCCUGCCAUCAUCGGGAUCGGAGCCGGCGGCGGCGUCCUCCUCAUCGCCAUCAUCGCCGUGCUCAUCGCCUACAAGCGCAAGACGAGGGAUGCCGACCGCACGCUCAAACGCCUACAGUUGCAGAUGGACAAUCUGGAGUCCCGGGUCGCGCUAGAGUGCAAGGAAGCAUUUGCUGAGCUGCAGACAGACAUCCAAGAGCUGACAAACGACAUGGACGGUGUGAAGAUCCCUUUCCUGGAGUAUCGUACCUACACCAUGAGAGUGAUGUUCCCUGGCAUCGAAGAACACCCCGUUCUAAAGGAGCUGGAUUCUCCGGCUAAUGUGGAGAAGGCCCUACGCUUGUUCAGUCAACUGCUGCACAACAAGAUGUUCCUUCUGACCUUCAUCCACACACUAGAGGCUCAGAGGUCCUUCUCCAUGCGGGAUCGCGGCAACGUGGCCUCCCUCCUCAUGGCGGCGCUGCAGGGACGGAUGGAGUACGCCACUGUGGUUCUCAAACAGCUUCUUGCCGACCUAAUCGAAAAGAACCUGGAGAACCAUAACCACCCCAAACUGCUGCUUAGACGAACUGAGUCUGUGGCUGAGAAGAUGCUCACCAACUGGUUCACAUUCCUCCUUCACCGCUUCCUCAAGGAGUGUGCUGGCGAGCCUCUGUUUAUGCUCUACUGUGCUAUAAAACAGCAGAUGGAAAAAGGUCCCAUAGACGCCAUCACAGGAGAGGCCAGAUACUCCCUGAGCGAAGACAAGCUCAUCCGACAGCAAAUCGACUACAAGCAGCUGACACUCAUGUGUAUUCCUCCGGAGGGAGAGGCCGGUACAGAAAUCCCUGUCAAGGUGCUAAACUGUGACACAAUCACUCAGGUGAAGGACAAGCUGCUAGAUGCUGUUUACAAAGGCAUCCCAUACUCACAGCGCCCGCAGGCCGACGACAUGGACCUGGAAUGGCGGCAGGGUCGACUGACCAGAAUCAUCCUCCAGGAUGAAGACGUCACCACAAAGAUCGAGAGCGACUGGAAGAGAUUGAACACACUGGCGCACUACCAGGUGACAGAUGGGUCUUUGGUGGCUUUGGUUCAGAAGCAAGUAUCUGCUUACAACAUCGCCAACUCCUUCACGUUCACUCGCUCUCUCAGUCGAUACGAGAGCCUGCUGAGGACAUCUAGUAGUCCAGACAGCCUUCGAUCCAGGGCUCCUAUGAUCACCCCUGACCAGGAGACAGGCACCAAACUCUGGCACCUGGUGAAGAACCAUGAGCACGCAGACCAGCGGGAGGGAGACCGUGGGAGCAAGAUGGUGUCUGAGAUUUACCUGACACGCUUACUGGCUACCAAGGGCACACUGCAGAAGUUUGUGGACGAUCUUUUUGAGACGGUGUUCAGUACGGCCCAUCGCGGCAGCGCUCUCCCGCUGGCCAUCAAAUACAUGUUUGAUUUCCUGGAUGAGCAAGCAGACAAGAGACAGAUCACCGACCCGGACGUACGGCACACCUGGAAGAGCAACUGCCUUCCUCUGCGGUUUUGGGUCAACGUGAUCAAAAACCCUCAGUUUGUCUUUGACAUCCACAAGAACAGUAUUACAGAUGCCUGUCUGUCAGUGGUGGCUCAGACCUUCAUGGACUCCUGCUCGACGUCUGAGCAUCGCCUGGGCAAAGACUCUCCGUCAAACAAGCUUCUCUAUGCUAAAGACAUCCCUAACUACAAGAGCUGGGUGGAGAGAUAUUACCGAGACAUCAGCAAGAUGCCAAGUAUCAGCGAUCAGGACAUGGACGCCUAUCUAGUAGAGCAGUCCCGUCUCCAUGGCAACGAGUUCAACACACUGAGCGCGCUCAGUGAACUGUACUUCUACAUCAACAAGUACAAGGAAGAGAUUUUGACAGCCCUGGACAGAGACGGUUACUGUCGCAAACACAAGCUACGACACAAACUGGAACAAGCCAUUUGCCUGAUGUCUGGCAGCAGCUGAGGGUGGUGACUGAUUGGACGGGAGGGGAAGGGUUUGGGGGGAGGGUUGAGACUGAAUUGAUGGAGUCCAGCGGACCGACCCGUGUUAGGUGAGGCUAAAACACUGGACAAUCAACUCUAAAGGAACCACAGCACAGCAUACGAAGCCCAAUAUUUUUCUCGACCAGAAUCUGUACGCCCUCACUCCCUAAUACCCGGACCGAACGCAACGCCGUUCAUAUCGGCCUGCCUAACAAACUAUUCGACACGGACUACUGUGGAUCAGAUACAUUCCAAUGAGGAAAGGUGCACAUGCUCUUGCCUUGGAAGCCAAAUUGCCAAGAUAGUGCCAUGGAAGAAAAUAUCUAUCUUUCUGGGAGAGAAAAGCAGCAACAUGUUUUAGUAAUGCAUUCGGCGGGUAAUCCGAAAACAAUUCUUCAUAUCGACCUCCGAGAGACGCCUCAAUCACAAUCGUGCAACGAGCUCCAUUAACAGAAAUGAAGAUAUUUAUAUCAGAAUGAAUCAAUAAUUGAGAAUUGUUGGGGGAGAACUGCAUUAUGGGUAGUGUUGAGGCUGAGCAGAAUGGGAAGAACCUUCUCCUCCUCGUCUCGAAAUUGCCAUAGACCCGUAAAAGCGCCUUUUUUGUGAUUAUGGGGCCAAAUGGACCUCUACUUGUCAAGAGGUAUGGAUCAGCAUCUUUUGAAGCUUGCCUUUUCGUUGCGUCCGGAUAUGACUCCCCAAACCUGUGCCGAAAUGUACCCCGGGAUGGGCGUUCAUCCCUUGUGGGUGGACAUUUCUGCUCCCUUUUCUUUUUUUGUACACCGCUGUGUUACUGUGAGGUGUGGAGUGUUUACUCGGAUUCUGUGGUUCUUCUCCAAGACUGCAUUGGCGAGGGCCAAGUUUUGUCCCUUGAUGACAGGCAUCUUUAAUGUAGUAGAUCCAUCUAGAGCAAUAACUCUCAAAUUUACCUGCUAGCCAUGAGUUUAAGUUCCCUGUGUGUUCAAAUUCACCGUCCUGACUCUAAAUUUUCAAUGUUAGCAGUUGGCGAGUCACGCUCCUUUUCAUUUCCCUGUUGUUGUUCUGUCCAAACGGCAGCCAAAACGCGUUCACAAUGCCAAGCACAACGAAGGGAUGACUGUUCAACUCUGAUUGUUUUCUCGCCGCAAAAAUGCAAUUUUUGACAUAGAAGUCUGCAGCCAGACAAAUCUCGUCCGUUCUUCUGUCGUCCCCCGUACAACCUUAUCAAUGAACCGCGAUAAGGUUCCUGCUUGAUCGAUUAUAAAGAUUGUGUCAGUUCUGUCUGUAUACACAAACAACAAGGCCUUAAGUCAUUUCCGCUUCUCUUUAUCAGACUUUCCUCAUCUCCGUGACGGCGGCGUCGCCCUCUGCUGCCACGGAGGUGAACUGCAAACCGUUAUAUUCCAGGUACUCGAAUUGUGAUACGUACGUGAAUUUCAAAGUAUUCUCAGCUAUUUUCUAUUCCUUGCUAUAUGUGGUUCUGAGUUCUGCCCUGUCUAGUUGCGUAUCGAAUGUGUUUUUGUGUUGAGUAAAAUCACAGAGAAUGUACAGCAUGAAUAACUGAGCAUAUCUUGCAAAAAUCUUUGCCUCAUUAUACAUGUUCCAGUUUUAAACGCAAAGUACCUUCAGACGAUCACAGCCAGGACUACAGGGAGAACCAUUUGCUUUCAACAUUGUCUUUAAAAUGUAAAAAACCUACUUCACUAAGGUCAGUUCGAGUAAACAAACACCCAUAGUAAUAUGGGAUCAUUAAAACAAUAGGGAAAUCCAUCGGGGCCUUAUUACUUGAGUUUGAUGAGUUUGAAUGUAGAUAUUCAAUGACCAUCAAAGUGAUCACGUCCCUUUGAAUACAUCUUACAUCGAUAGAUUUUGCCCUUUUUACCCUGUAGUAAUGGAUUUGCUAAUAACUACUAAUCGUGAUUGCCUUCAUUUGGCUACAAAAGAAUAACUUUUGGUUUACUAGCGGUAGACCACGUCCUGCAGGGUCAUGGUUUAAAAACUGGAGCAUUUCAAUAACAAGAUGUAUCUGGAUAUUUUAAACUUUCAUUGAAUGUAAUUAAACCUGCCUUCAAAUUCGCCACAUGGAUUUGGAUGGGAUAACAAGAUUCCCUGUUCGUUUAGAUACGGCAUCAUCAAAAGCCAAAUUUUUGUUGUUGGAAUUGUGAAGGCAGGAUGUUCUGAACUAAAUGUGGGGCUCAUUAACAUAUGAAAAAGUUGCAGGAUGGUAAUUAAGCAGAAUCUUUUUGAACACUGGUUUGUUUUUCUGUUGGGGGAAUGGGGUCAGCUCAUGAAUCUGGUUCCGUUAUGGCAUUUCAACCUCUUGCAACACGAUACAUCAGGAAUUACUGCCUGAUGCCAAAGCUGCGUCGUCAGCAAUGCAGGUGCGAAACCAAUAUCCGACAUCUGGAACAAACCACUUUGAGAAAUGAAAUGCAAUCGUAAAUCUAAGUUAUAAAAAAAGCUGAAAACUAAACAUCAGUGGUUGGAAUUUUUAGAUUUAGCACAUCUUGGUUGAAACCACGCCGUCAGGUUUACAUCUGAUAUUUCUAUACUGUGAGUAAAGCCAAACGUACUGUGGGGGAAGUGGACUUAGCUUGGUCGCGUACAUACUGCCUGUAAGAUAACUCUAUCGAUAAGUGCAACUGCCCACCGGGGUGUUUUUAGGUAGACUGGUGAAGACAGAGCUAACACUAAUGACGCCUCGGCCGAUAGCCAUAUAUCAGAAAUCACCCGUUUCGUACAGAAGAACUCGGAGCCAAAUGAGGCGCUUUGCGGUUUGUUUUCAUCGUGUGGUGAAACGGCAUACGCUUAAAAGCACCUGUAACUUGUGAGGAACGGAGCGGAGUGAGUGG